CCCGCGCCCCGCCGCCGCCGCCGCCGCCGCCGCCGCCGCCGCCGCCCGGCCCCGCCCGCCGCCGCCAUGGCCGGUAAGUCCCGCAGCGGCUGCGAGGCGCUGAAGGUGGUGGCCCGCUGCCGCCCCAUGAGCAGGAAAGAGGAGGCGGCGGGCUACGAGCGCGUCCUGGAGCUGGACGUGAAGCUGGGGCAGGUGAGCAUCCGAAACCCCCGCGCCGCCCCCGGCGAGCUGCCCAAGACCUUCACCUUCGACGCCGUCUACGACGCCAGCUCCAAGCAAGCGGAUCUCUACGACGAGACGGUCCGGCCGCUGAUCGACUCCGUGCUGCAGGGCUUCAACGGCACCAUCUUCGCCUACGGCCAGACCGGCACCGGCAAGACCUACACCAUGCAGGGGGCCUGGGCGGAGCCGGAGAAGCGGGGCAUCAUCCCCAUCUCCUUCGAGCACAUCUUCACCCACAUCUCCCGCUCGCAGAACCAGCAGUACCUGGUGAGGGCCUCGUACCUGGAGAUCUACCAGGAGGAGAUCAGGGACCUCCUCGCCAAGGACCAGAGCAAGAAGCUGGAGCUGAAGGAGAACCCCGAGACGGGGGUGUACAUCAAGGACCUCUCCUCCUUCGUGACCAAGAACGUCAAGGAGAUCGAGCACGUGAUGAACCUGGGGAGCCAGACGCGGUCCGUGGGCAGCACCAACAUGAACGAGCACAGCUCCCGCUCCCACGCCAUCUUCCUCAUCACCAUCGAGUGCAGCGAGACGGGGCCGGACGGCGAGGAGCACAUCCGCGUGGGCAAGCUCAACCUGGUGGACCUGGCCGGCAGCGAGCGCCAGAGCAAAAUGGGGGCCCAUGGCGAGCGCCCCAAGGAAGCGUCCAAGAUCAACCUCUCCCUCUCCGCCCUGGGCAACGUCAUCUCCGCCCUUGUGGACGGCAAGAGCACGCAUAUCCCCUACCGGGACUCCAAGCUGACCCGCCUGCUGCAGGACUCCCUCGGGGGCAACGCCAAGACGAUCAUGGUGGCCACCUUGGGCCCGGCCUCCCACAGCUACGACGAGAGCCUCUCCACCCUCAGGUUCGCCAACAGGGCCAAGAACAUCAAGAACAAGCCCCGGGUGAACGAGGACCCCAAGGACACCUUGCUGCGGGAGUUCCAGGAGGAGAUUGUCCGGCUGAAAGCCCAGCUGGAGAAACGCGGCAUGCUGGGGAAGAAGAGGAGAAGGAGCAGCCGGAGGAAGAAAGCCGUGGACGGAGAAAGUGCCACGGAGAACGAAGGGGAGGACGACAAUGAGGACGGCCUGGAGAAGAACAUGGAGAAUUACUUGAAGGAGCAGAAGGAGAGGCUGGAAGAGGAGAAAGCUGCUAUUCAGGAUGACCACAGCCUGGUGAGCGAGGAGAAGCAGAAGCUGCUGCAGGAGAAGGAGAAGAUGAUAGAGGAUCUGCGGAAGGAGCAGGAGGCCACGGAGCUGCUGGCCACCAAGUACAAGGCGAUGGAGAGCAAGCUGCUCAUCGGCGGCAGGACCAUCGUGGACCACACCAACGAGCAGCAGAAGAUGCUGGAGCUGAAGCGGCAGGAGAUAGCCGAGCAGAAACGCCGGGAGCGGGAGAUGCAGCAGGAGAUGUUGCUGCGGGACGAGGAGACCAUGGAGCUGCGGGAGACUUACACCUCCCUGCAGCAGGAGGUGGAGAUCAAAACCAAGAAGCUGAAGAAGCUGUACGCCAAGCUGCAGGCCGUGAAGGCGGAGAUCCAGGACCAGCACGACGAGUACAUCCGCGUGCGCCAGGACCUGGAGGAGGCGCAGAACGAGCAGACGCGGGAGCUGAAGCUCAAGUACUUGAUCAUCGAGAACUUCAUCCCACCAGAAGAGAAGAACAAGAUCAUGAACCGGCUGUACUUCGAUGGCGAGGAGGACCAGUGGAAGUUCCAGCCGCUGGUGCCCACCGGAGGAAACAGCAGCCAAAUGAAGAAGCGGCCUACCUCUGCGGUGGGGUACAAGAGACCCAUCAGCCAGUACGCCCGCGUGGCCAUGGCCAUGGGGUCUCAUCCUCGGUACCGGGCUGAGAACAUCAUGUUCUUGGAGCUGGACCUCUCCCCUCCGGCCAUCUUCGAGUUUGAGCGGAGCAGGGACCUGGCAGAGCAGGACCCUCGGGCUCUGCACCUGGAGAGGCUGAUGCACCUGGACAGCCUCCUGGAGAGGCCGGCAGCCUCCCGGGUGAGGAAGUCCCGCUCCUGGUGCCAGACGCCGCGGUCGCUGCCGUCCUCCACAACGCAUGUGUCCCUCACCUCCAGCUCCCCGCGCGCCGCCACGAUGCCAGCUCAGGAGUGAUGUCCUGGACCCCCUCGUCCCCCGCACCGCCUCGCAGCGAGGACUGUGCCCUGCCGACGGCCGAGGAAGGAGCCCCAGCCGGCAGCACCUCCACUGGUCCCAGUUCGUCUUUGUCUUCAGCUACUUUGUGUGCGCGUGUUUGUGUGGGACGCUCACGAACAGCCCCCGGGGCGAGGGGAGCUGCCCCCUCCUUCCUUCUGUCCCCCCUCCCCAUCUGGAUCUGUCACUUUAUUUAUUUAACGUAUUUAUUUAUGGAGUGGUUGACGCACGGAGUCAGGAGGCGCGUUCGGACUGGAGGACACCCAAGGCUGGCAGUGGGCACCACGCCGACCGCUGCUGGGGUACGCUGAGCUCCCACCCCUCCCCACGCCGCCGCCGCAGCCCCCGCGCAGGGCUGGGGCAGGGGGGCACCGCCGGGGCGGGCAUCACCGGCGUCCUGCUCCCCUCCCUGCUCCACGGAGCAGGCGGGAGAGGGCACGUGCCCCACUCUGGUGGCAUCGGCAGAAGGUGAGGCAGCCCCGGACUCUGGUGCUGGGUUUGCUUUGCUGGAUCCCAGGGAAUUUGGUGAUUUCUACAAGGAUUUGGAGACUUCGUGGUGGCAGCACCUCGCACUGGGCUUGUCAGAGGCCCGGAGGGACUCUCCAGCCUGCAUCAACACUGGUGGCAGCAAGGACAUCUCAUUGACUUCUGGGCAUGGCUGUCACUUCAGGAACGCCAGCUCCAGCCACAGACAGGGCUUGCAGAUUAACCAAACCAAGUCAGUCCCGGUGGUGCCGGGACUUUGUCCUCCUGUGCCACGCUCUGCGACGGCUGGCCCUGUCCUCUUCGGUUGCCUGACACCCAGCUUGCUCCCAUCCCUGCGCAAGUGGGCGACCAACUCCUUACAGCAAGAACAGGAGAUGGAAAUCUCCAUCCCCCUCCAAAGACACAGGCUGGGGGGAAGUGCUGCCUGGGUGGCACCAGAGCACCCACCGUCCUGGCAACUAAAGGCAGUGAAGAAAUGCAGGACGAGAUGGUGAUGCCUGGAGGAGCGAUGCCAACAUCGCUCUCCUCCGGGCUGGGUGACACCGUGUGGACGUCACCUCGCACAUGGGAGAAAUUUCCUGGGGGUUGUGUGGGUCAUGGAGGGGUGGACGUGAAACGGGUAAUGGAUACGAGGGGGCGAGCCUUGAGGCCACUCUGGCGAUCUGGAACCCGUCCCAGGCAGCAGCACACGUAGGUGCCGGGACAUCGCUCGGUGUUCCUGAGCGACUUGGCUUUCAGCAAGUCAGUCAAGGGGAGGUGGGUCCUUGCUGAGGAUCCUCCUGGCAGAGCCAGGCCAGCGGCUGUGGUCUCCCUGGGGUGGCUUCCAGAUGCGCGGAGGUGGGGGAGAUCCGGUUGUUUGACGAGAUCCUAACGAACGAGGGAGCGACCCCUGGUUCACGUGGGAGGAUUCGGGUCUUCAAAUGGGCGUGCGCCGAGGCCAGGCCCUGGGAAGGCAGGACUGAGAAGGCUGCAGGUAGGGACUGACUUCUGGCGAUGAAGAGAGUUUCUUCUGCUGGAGGACUGCUCACCUCGAUGACUCCUGCACCCAGGACCGGGGUGAGGGAGGGAGAGGGAACGAGGCGCAGACAUGGAGCAGAAACAUCAGCAAACUUCAGAGCAGAGCACGUCCCACCAACACGCUGCUUGUGGCCAGGCUGGGGCAUCCACAGAGCUUCCCACCCACCUCCUGACACAUCCCCUGCUCGGGGUGGCUUCUCCCCAUCCCCUGUAACAUUGUCUUGCCUCGUGUUCUUGAUCGUUGCCCUCUGCCACCAUCUUCUCUUCCCCACCUGUGCCCCAUAACACCUUCUGCCUCUCUGAAAUCGUUGCCCCCUUCUCCCCCACCCCAGCGGCUGGCUCGUAGGCGGUUUUGGAAGCUGUAGGUCGCUCCCAGGACUGAGCUCGCCCCCUUCGAGCAGCAGCCGGGUCUGGUCUGUGCUCAGCCUGGGGAGGAGGGUGCAGGAGGAAGGGCAUUUCAGGAGUGAGAGCUGGCUUGGGGUGAGGGCCGAGUGCCCGCGGGUCCCACCAGCAGCCAGGAGCUGGUCCGUGUGCAUCCCCCAGAGCAAGCUGGCCCUGGCCCCGUGGAACAGGGCGGAUGAGAGACCCGGUUCUUUAUUUAGUUUUCCAGAUGGCAUCUGGGAGUCAGGGUCAGGCAGCACAGGCCUCAGAAAGGGGAGAAGCUGUCUGCAGGGCGGCCUGCAGGAAUAUGUUUUCCUCCCUUCCUUGUUUUCUAAUUGCCCCAAGUUCCUCUUCAGCCGGAUCAGCAGCUCGUGGAGCCCUGAGGCGGUGAACCAGCCUUUCCCCUCCCUUCACUACCCAGCUCAAGAGCUGAUGGUGCCCCCUCAUUCCCCCCAGCUUGCCCCCGGCCACGGAGCAUCACGUUGAAGGGCGGAUUUGUGCCUCACCGGUCUCCCAUGGCACACGCUGAACCUCAUCCGUGUCACGGCGAAGGACAGGUCCAGGUCCGGCGGGAUCCGCGUGGAAGCCCCUCCAGCAAAGCACAGCACAGGCGUACCAGCACCCGGUGCUGGGGACGGGUGGAGCCGCUUUCGACAUCCAAGUGCCGCUCGUAUCGCAUCUGUCGUGCGCGUGGGCCCGGGGCAGUCUCCCGAGGACUCGCCCCGUCUCUCUCCACCGCUGCCGACGACCUCCCAACCUCCUUAGCACAAACCCCGAGGAAGGUUGUAAGCAGAUGCUGGUGAUUUGAGCUGGGGCCGGGCGAGCUUGCGGCGGCUUUUUCCCCUCUGCCUCGGGUGCCUCCGCAGCCUCUCUGCAUCGCUGCAGCAACCUCGGAUGUAUAUUUGUAAUGUUCUUUGGUCUUUGUAUGUUGGUGCGUGUGUAUUUACAUAUGAGCGUGUGUAGGUGUGCGUGGGCGCGCGCGCGCGUGUAGCCAAGGGAUCUAUUUACCGUCAAUGUGAGUGACUGUACAGGGGGCACCUCCCAGAGGGGGUACGGGGCUGGGCUGGGGCGCUUUUUCUGUUGUUUAAUUGUUUAGUUAUUUUGGGUUUCAGGUUUGGACAUGGUUUUUUUUUUUGCGAGGGGGUGGGUUUGGGUCUGUUUCGGAUCGAUUAACAAGGUGAGGGCCUUGAUUAGGACCAAAUUUUUGUGCCUGUUGCUCUGGUGAUUUAUUUAGAAAUCAAAAGUUUACUGUAUGGUGGCCCAUCCUUGUCACUCUAUACAUAUGAAUAUACAGGACAUAUUAUAAAUAUAUAUAUAUUAUACAUACUG
This is a messenger RNA of Phalacrocorax carbo (great cormorant), 5571 nucleotides long. NCBI's taxonomy places the organism in Eukaryota, Metazoa, Chordata, Aves, Suliformes, Phalacrocoracidae. The record is from RefSeq and is a predicted model, not a curated record.